Molecule: messenger RNA, 2806 nt
Organism: Eleginops maclovinus (Patagonian blennie)
Lineage: Eukaryota; Metazoa; Chordata; Actinopteri; Perciformes; Eleginopidae
Gene: kctd14
Product: potassium channel tetramerization domain containing 14
Exons: 4
Coding region: 41-766 (241 amino acids)
Biological process (GO): protein homooligomerization
Molecular function (GO): protein binding
Source: RefSeq, a predicted model, not a curated record
CCUUGCACUUGUGGAGCAGCUAGCAGCUGGACACGUCAAGAUGAGUCUGCCCGACUACAAACUCUCACAGAAACAGUCUCUACCCGCUCUCCAGCACUCUCCUGUGGUGCUGCUUAAUGUGGGUGGGCACCUGUUCAGCACCGCUCUGAGCACCCUUCGUAAACACCCUGACUCCAGGCUGGCUGAGCUGUUCAGCUCUCCGCCCAAACUACGCACCGAUCCUCAGGGACGCUACUUCAUCGACCGUGACGGGUCACACUUCGGAGCUGUCCUCGACUUCCUGAGAUCAGACUCUCUGCCCACACACAACACCAAGGAGGUUCAUAGGGAGGCAGUGUACUACAACAUCAAACCCCUGGUGAAGCUCCUGGAGGAGAGUCCUCCGCUGUUUGGAGAGCUGGUGGGACGCCAGCAGUUCCUCUCCAGAGUCCCACACUACAGAGAGAACAUCGAGGUGCUGAUUCGAAUUGCCAGAGCCGAGGCCAUAGCCGCCCGCCACUCCACCAUCAUGAUAUGUGUGCUGCAGACAGAGGAGGACUUGGGUCUCUUUGACAACGCCAUCAACAGCUUGGAGGCAGAUAAAGAGUCGGUGGUGACGUUCGGACCCUGGAAGGCUGCGCUGUCCGUCAAAGACCUGCUGGACUGUGUGCAGCUGGACAUCGAGAGUCAGGGCUACAGCGUGAGCAUCCAGCGCCACGUGGUGGAGAAAAGCUUCCUGUCCAGGAGCUACAACUACUUCCACAAACUCAUCUUCACCUGGUGGUGAUUACGGGCUGCUUUUCUCCGAGAGACUAGAUUAAAAACACGGACAGCAAUUUGAUAAAUUAAUCUUGGAAUAGACCAAGUUGAUCCAAGUAGUUCCUAAAUACCUUUUGAGUCUGGGAGCAUGUGAGAGGGUCAGUAAAGCAAGUUUAUAUACAGAUAAUUAAUUACAAAGUCACUGUGAUUUAAAGUAGCAAUAGCUUUAAAUUAUCAAUAUGUAGUAAACGCUGAUUGCACAAUGUAAUGGGUAUAGAAUAAUGACACUUUCAGCUUUCUGAUUAGUUCCUAUUAGCCCUGCUUUCACUUUGCAAUUCUGUCUGCCUCAGCAUAACGCUCUUCCAUUCACAUCAAAACUCCUCGACUCAUCAAUGGUACCAGAGAGCGGUUCACUGAGAGACUGCUCAGUGCUUAUCCUGAGGUAGCAGAACAACCAGAGUAGUAUUAGCUGUGGAAAAUACGCAUAAACAGAGCCCUGGUGAUGAAAUUGCAUAAAUCAAGUAACAAACCAGAAUACUUUUAAACACAACAAAUGUUUUACUGUGCCUUUUAUCAGCACAGGAUUGGGGUAUAGUUCUUCAGCUUUCUAAUGAUUGUUUCCUGCUUUGAACAGUAACGUUAGCCAAGCUAUUAGCGAUAGCCAUGUUGCUAACAAAGUGAAAAUCAACAGGCAGAAAAUGUCUUGUGAAUGUAUCUGUUGCACAUUUAAUGCUGACUUUUAAGAAAAAGUUGCACAGCAUUAGCUUAAAGAAUUAAAACAAACACUUGAUUUUAGCUGCUUUAUUAUUGUAAUUUUUAGUAUUUUAAAUUUAAAUAAAACAACUACCUAGUUACAUUUCUUUUUCACAAACUUUGAAUCUGGUUGUUUAUUUUGUGCAUUGACCAUCUACAGGGGUCGGACACAUAAGCACACACACAUCUGAACGAUAUAGUACAAUGCAAAUCAACAGUACUGCAAUGGAAACGACUUGAGUGCAGUGGUGAAAAAAGUAUUCAAACUAUUAAUAAAAGUACAAUUGCAGAAGACUUGCUGACAACAUAAAGCUUCAAACAUAUUCCAGCAGUUGGUCGAGGUGGAGCUGCAUUUCUUUUGUAGUUUAGUCUGUAACAAUGGUUCAUGUUUUGUUUUGCAGAUCUUGAUUUAAAAAAUAACUAGUGACUUUAGAUCUUAAAUAAAUGAAGCAGGAGUAGACUAUUUCUCUCUGAAAUGAAGUAAAGUUGAAAAUAAUAAUAGCAUAAAAUAAAAAUAACUUACUCAUGAAGGACCAAACCUCAGACACCUAAAUCACAGCCAUCGAGCUGUGGCACACCACUGUUCAGAACUGGAUCUGUUCUGGUUUUAUUUUUCCCUUUACACUUCAUUCUUUAGUCAUUUCCUUUGGAUACCUUGUCCUAAUUUCAUGGCAUAAAUCCACAUGGACACUGGAUUGUUGACAUGUUACAGCUGGGCGGCGGUGGUGGAUUUGGACUUUGGACUGAAGGGUCGCCGGUUCAAGUCCCCGAACAGACAUGAAAUAUGGAAAGUGGACAGCUACUUGGAGAGGUCCCAGCACCUCCUAGGCCCUGCUGUGGUGCCCUUGAGCAAGCACCGGACACCACCAAUCCCCCCUCCCCAUUGCUCCCGGGCGCUGCACAAUAGCUGCCCACUAGUACUAGGAUGGCUGACUAAUAAAGAGGGUUUCAUCCUCCGAUUCUAUCUAUUGAUAUACAACUGUAUCAAUAUCUAUUGAUAUACAACUGUGUGCGUGUGUGAAAAUAGAAAAUGAAUUUUCCCUUCAGGGGAUUAAUAAAGGUCCAUCUUCUUAUAGUUGUGUUAUGGUUCAGGUUUUAACCUUUACAUUUUUUACCUGAAGCUAAGCUUACAACAGUAGGCUAAUUCAUGUCUUUUGUAAUUGUGUAGUAACAGGAUGGAUUUCUGCUUAUGGUUACAUAACAGCAUGGAACUGGCAAAAUGGAUUAGUUCUAAAGGUACUUUUUUGUGGAAAGAGAAUGGCAAAUAUACUGCAUGCCUCAAAUUUGUGGAUUUUUUAAAAUGAUGAACAAAUCA